Molecule: messenger RNA, 1633 nt
Organism: Ornithodoros turicata
Lineage: Eukaryota; Metazoa; Arthropoda; Arachnida; Ixodida; Argasidae
Product: testicular acid phosphatase homolog
Exons: 5
Coding region: 204-1364 (386 amino acids)
Biological process (GO): dephosphorylation
Molecular function (GO): phosphatase activity
Source: RefSeq, a predicted model, not a curated record
UUGCCUUCACAGAUAUCGCAUCUUGUACUGUAUCGAUAGUCUGCCUUGUUUCUAGAGUUGCACUGACUUCAAGGAAGUAACCUCGCUCUAGAUCUUGAAUCGUGGCGGUGCGUGGCCUUCUCUUGGAGAUCGUAUUGGUAUAGUUCCCUCGUGCGCAGGACCAUACAGCGCACAAUAUUGACGGAAGAAGAAGUCCAUUCGCCAUGACCCUUCGCUUUCGUAUCAUUGUCUCUUUAGCACUCCUGAAGACCGCGCUAGCCGCUAACUCCAACCUGCCACCUUCGUGUGGAACAACGAAGCGGGACUUUCUUGCGGUAUUGUUUCGGCACGGAGAAAGGGCCCCGCUGGGAACUUUUCCGGGAGACCCAAACCCACAACAUCCCUGGCCUUUCGGUUUCGGGGAACUGACAAGAGAUGGAAGGGACAGAAUGAACUACCUCGGCAUGUGGCUACGACACAGCCUCGGAGAAUUUAUGACGAGCGAUACACGCGACGUGGGUGCUAGAAGCAGUCCAGCGCCAAGAUGCUUCGAUAGUGCCGCGCUGCUCCUCGAUGAACUUUAUCCUGCAUCUGGGAAGUGGGCGUGGCAUGAGGGUGACCAUUGGCAACCAGUGCCAAUAACUUCGAUGCCGAAGGACCACGACAAGUACACAUUCUACUGUCCAAACUUCUUGCGAAAGAUGUUGGCUGACCUACUGUCAAAGUUUGCGACAACCAAAGGACCUGGAAACGGUCUCCUACAAACCCUUUCGGCCAACGCCAAAAUUAAUGUCUCGGAACCACGUAAAUUGCUGGACGCUUUGGACGCCCUGGUGGUGCAAUCGGAGAACAACCUCAAGAUGCCAGACUGGUUCGAGGAGGGAAAAGAGCAGUUUCUACAGUUCAACCAUGCUGUUUAUGUUGCCGUUGGUAGUGCACUUUCGAGGAACAUGGGAGGAGAAAUUAUCAGAGACAUCGCGGACAAAGUGAAGGAGUAUUAUUACCAGCAGAAUGUGACUGAAGAAGCCGCAGGAGGUAUUAUGGCACCGUUAGACGUUCCUUACAAAACAUUAAAGAGGCUACAUCUCUUCUCCUACCACGACCUGAACGUCAUCGCUGUGCUCUACAGUCUGAAUCCAAAUGAAAUCAAGAAGCGUCCGGAUUAUGGAUCAUUGGUUAUUUUUGAGUCUGUGAAGAACACGCUCCUCGAUGAACCGCAGAUCCGUGUGCUCUACAGAGAUGGCGAAACGGAUCACGUAGUUUACGACAUCAAGGGAUGUCCAUAUCCAUGCACUGCGAAAGAGUUUCUAGCGUAUGUCGACGAAAAUUUCAAACCCAUGACGAAUAGCGAAUGCGGUAUACCUGAUGACUACAUCCUGCUGUAGGUACCACAACACACAACACAAUCCCCACAAACUUCCACGGCAACCGCAAUUAGGUGCUGGAUAUAUCUUUCGCUACUUCUUUUCACAGUUACGCACAGGAUACACUUUCCUUCUUUUCAGUUUUUCUUACUUUUUCUACAUUAAUUACAAUUACACCCGCACUCAGAGUGUGAUGGAGACGCGUGGAACCUCUAAAUUGGAUAACUUUUAUUUGUGUCUUGUGACAACAGACUGUAGCCGAACGAGCAUCGAAUAAAAUGAGGAAUCAG